Nerophis lumbriciformis (worm pipefish) is the source of this 5021-nucleotide messenger RNA. RefSeq names its product zinc finger, CCHC domain containing 2 (gene zcchc2). Lineage: Eukaryota; Metazoa; Chordata; Actinopteri; Syngnathiformes; Syngnathidae. Gene Ontology annotation, molecular function: zinc ion binding; nucleic acid binding. The record is from RefSeq and is a predicted model, not a curated record.
ACGGGAAAAUGAAAGCUAUCGAUGUCGUUACGCUGGUAUCGACACCCCCACUCGAUAUGUGUCUCGAUCCGCCCACCAUAGUAUCCACUAUCAACGACAUAGCAGCACAAUGCUAACAGCAGCAACACAGUAAACGACAUCUUAUACGGUGUCUUUCAUGAGGCGUUGAAGGCAGAAACGUGCCAACUGCCAAUCAUGUAAUUAUGUCACUCCGCCAUUCUGACUUGGAAGCCCGACUCUGACUUCGACCAUGCCGAAGAUGAAACUACCGAUGAAAACGAGCGACGAAACGCCAGAUGAGAAUCCAUUGGAUGGUUUACCAGGAGCCCACCAAGUAGAUCCGGCCCAGCUGGACAAGGAGACGAUCUAUGAGUGGUUCGGCCUUCAUCUCAACCCGGCCAAGCGGGUGGAGUUCAUGUGCGGCUUGAUGCACAUGUGCCAGCCCCUGGAGCUCCGCUUUUUAGGCUCCUACUUGGAGGACCUAGCCCGGAAAGACUAUCAUGUUUUUCGGGAUUUUGAAUUCCGUGCGAACAACCAGCAAGAGUUGGGCGUCUUAACGGACGUGUUGGACUCGGUGGUGAGGGCGAAAUUACUGGUUUGUUUGUCGCUGCUCGGGUCUGACAGCAGGGAAUGCGCUGGGGUACUCUUCCGCAUACUGAGCCAUGUAGACCCGGGCUUGUUCUGCAAGAACUACCCCCUUCCUCCGUUCAGGGACCCUCACCACCACUCCUUCCGCCCGGCGUGUCAGGCCGAGCGUACGUGCCGGGGGAAGGAGCAAACAUGUGGAUUUUCGACGGCCGACAUCCCCGCCGGACCGUUGAACCAGUUAGCGCUGCUUUUCACUAUGGCGUCUCUUCACCCGGCUUUCCACUUCCACCAGCGGGAGACGCUUCGGGAGAAGCUCGAUAAAAUUGAGCUUGUGAUAGAAGAGGAGGGCCGUCAUCUUGCUUUAAACGCAAAACCCAUGGAGCUGUCGGGCCAGGAAGGUGAUUAUCUGGCAUCUUCACCUCUGACUUUGGGAGAAUGUGCAGACUCCCAUCCUCCUUGUCAAAACCGACGCUCCAGGCGCCGGGCGAUAAAAAGAGAAGUGCAUAUAGAGGGAAUUGUGCUCAAGUGUAUCUCGAGGGCCAGAAUGGACAAGGAAUAUACCUUUGAGGUAAAGUGGUCCGACUCUUCCUCUAGUAACGUGACCAAGACUCAUCUGGAACUGGAAAAUUUUCUUUUUAAGCUUCCUAAAGAUCAGUGCACUGAGACCUUUGAGAAGGGCCUCCUGAGACUUUUGAGCCAAGGGGACUAUUACGAGAGCAGAGAAGUCGAGGAAAGCCUCAGGGAAAAGUUCCUUGCUGCCCCUCCAGUUUUCAGACAGGCCAGAAAGGUGUGCAGCUUCUUCAACUGUGACUCCAGUUACUCUACAAAACUUUCUUGCUGCCGAUGCAACUCCCAGCUGGGGAAAAACUUCCAAGGAAAUAUUUCUGACGCCUCCAGUCAGGACGAAGAAUCAUACAGCCAGAGAGACAAGAAGAAGCAUGGAACCAAGAGUACCAGUCAAUGUCCGUCUUGUGCAAAAGGCCCUCGGGGAGACGGUCGAAGGGGGCCUCACGUUGCCGAGCUCAGCGUUCCAGCAGAAAGGAGGAAGAGAAGCUGCACCUUGAGGAGCACGCUGGAGUGUGAACAGGACACACAGAGGAGAAGCCAUCCAGUCACUAAGACUAAGAACAGAGUCCUACCCACUGACAGAAACGCUUCAAAGGGCUUUUGUCUGACCAAUGGUAAUCUACUACCAGCUGGGUUGUCACAAAACAAAGGUUUGGUUGCAGUUGACGGUUCUGGUCUGGACACAUUCGGUGAAACUUCAUCAGAGAGCUACAGCUCUCCAUCGAGUCCUCAACACAGAGGAGCUGAGAGCCUGGAAAGUGAGGACGAUAAUAACAGAGAUACUGAUUGCCACUCUGAUGACUCCUGCAAACUACCUGGUCCUGACGUGUUCUUCGGCCAGCAGACCGAUCCAAGCGCAGUGGGGGAGGGGACGUCCGACCCUCCUUUAGCGCCUCGCGACCAGAUGAUGAUGGAGAACACUCAGUUUUCCCGUCUUUCUUUAAUGCAUCCUCUGCCGUAUGUGCUCCCCAACGGCGCCUGUGACUCACUUGCAGUGCCUCCUCCGCCUCCCGGCCAAAGCCUUCUCCCAGAUGCAAAGCUCCCUUCUGGCCCAGCGGCUGUGCAGAUGCCUCCCAUGGUUCCGGUGAUGUCGGGCCACGUGGAAACGGAGAAAAGGGACAUCAUCCCGACUUUUGGUUUCCAGCCUUUGGUCCAACGGUUUAAAAUGUCUUCUUCCCAACCUCGAAGUGGUCCUGAUGGAGUGGCAGCGAGCACUUGCACGGCUGCAGCUAUCAGCGUCCCGUCUUCUCAGCUGCCUCAGGAUGCGGCCGCCGUCAAUCCAAACCUGACGGCCGCACUUCCUGCGGGAGACACUUCUCACAGCAAACACGCCGGUUUAACUCUUCCAUCUGGUCUGCCUCCUGCUUACCCCCCUGCAGGUGCACCCGCAACCGCUGGACCUGUAUCCUCUCCUGGACUUGUGCAAGCUGCUGUUCCUCCAGCUGUACCCACACGCGCCCCAGGCUCCGCCCCCAGCCCCAGCCCAGCACUUACGCACAGCGCGCCUCACAGCGAGUGUCUGUCAUUCGGCAACACCAGCGCUUCCUGUGGCAAUCCUCUGGCUUUCCAACAAACUCACCAACAGCAGCAGCAGCAGCUGAUUGGCUGCGGCACGUGCGGCUGCCACAACAACUGUGGCGGUCGUGGCGGCGUGAGCGGCUGCCAAGCGCCGCUCUUCUUUCCCAAUCAUCAAAUGGUGGCAGCAGCACGACAGGUCUUCAGUGUCCCGCCUCCUCUGUUCCAACUCACAAGCCUGUGCAUCAACAGCUACCUCACCCAGGGCCAGCAGCCGCCCCACCAGGCCAAUGGGGGCGCCUCUCUGCCCGCCUUCUACGCCGCAGCCCCUCCCCCCAGCCAUCCCUACGGCCCCCUCCACUCGCAUUCUCACAGCCACGCGGACGUGCCGGCACACAUGCUGAGCACUCAGGUGGUGGCGGCCGCCAGCUACAACCUGCAGCAUCAAAUCACGCCGACAGCAGCCUUUUUCCAGCGUGUUUACCAGCAGGUCUACCCCAGUCCUGUGGGGAUGCUGCCCCCUGCUGCUCUGGGGGGCGCAGGAGUUAACAAGAAGACUGGGAGCACGUCUUGUUGUAACUGUGGUGUGAGCGGACAUUAUGCUCAGGACUGUAAGCAGCCCUCCAUCGAAUCUACACAGCAAGGAAGGUUCCGGUUAAAGUACGCAUCUUCACAGCUGUCAGAGACACUCGACAACGCCUACUGAAGAUGCUGUUGCCAUGACGACAACAACGUGCUGAGCGGACAAAGCUGAGGUUUUUGUGCCUGAAUCUUGUUGAUGAGCUUCAACUUACCUUCUCUUUUUGCACUGAGGCUGGGAAACAUUUAACUUAUUGUUGGGGAGGCCAUUUUUAAAGGUCAUGUUUAUGCUGUGUCGGCAUUAAUACUGCUUUGUGUGUCCGAUGGGACUUGAAGGCAUCAUGUGAAGAACAUGUUUUGAAGGAAACUAAUCAACGCUCAUUCAGAACGCUUAAGUCAGUACACUGUGUACUAACGAGUGUGCACAUUUUGACAGAUGACUGUCAUUGUCUUGAAGUACACUUAAAUAACUAGGUUUAUCAUGUACUUAAGUUGCUGAGUGUGCAAAUGUUGACAGUGGAGUGCGGUUCCAAGUCUAUUACUCUCUUAUUGCACACUCGACCGUUGGAAAUAUUUACUUCGACUAGUUGCUCCUCAGCCGCCAUUGUGUCAAGUGAGCCCCUCCCCUUCCACUACUAGGGUGCUAAUUGUCCAUCAAAAUGCACUCACCAUUUUAAGUGCAACAUCCUGGUAUUUUUCAGUGCACUGCAUUUUACUGUUCUUAGUGCUCCAGUGUCCCAAGAGCAAGCCCACUUCAAAGAUGAAGUGUAAUAAGUCAAGUAAUGCAUGAACUGCGACAUUAUUGCCUUCGAAGGCAGUUACUGUUUGCAACUUUUUGGUUUUGUUUUAAUAUUCUAAGUGCACUAAAACGUUUGAACAUUUCAAGCAAGGCUUUACUCUGCUUUGAUGUACUGUAAAAAUACAUGUUUUCUUAGUCCAGUUCAGCUAAAUUAAAAUCAGCCUGCUAUAAUAGAAUAUUGUUUUAUUAUUAAUAUUUGCUGUGAAUGACAAACUUUUCACUAAAAUAUCUUGAACUUGAAAGAUCAAAAAUGUCUGUACACUUUGCUGAGUGUACUUCCUUGGUAUACUGUUAAAUACUGUAUUUAUUUCAUUUUUUUAGACUCUUGUUGCAUACAAUUCAAGUCAUUUUGGCCCCCGAAGUCUUCCAGUGUAAGAACUGACUGAACAAACUUAUUAAAUAAAUAUAUACAACCGAUACCAGUUCUAUCGAUACUAUUGAUAUCAUCCUUGUGCACUCAAAAUACAGAAGUGUGCCAAUUAAGACAGCAACAUCAUUUUUUGUGUUCUUGGUAAGUCUCUAAAUCUAUAGCAUGCUGCAAAUAGAUCAGUCACUUUGAUUGAAAUCACAGCAGCCAUGUCAUUGAAAUCGUGUUUUUUUUUAGGCUUGAGUGGGUUUAUGCCACACGUUAAAUCUCAUGUUUUCUAACACUCAGCCCGUUUUGGGUCGUGUGGAAGCUGGAGCCUAUCCCAGCUGCCUCCAGUUAGUCACAAGACGCAACAUACACACCAACUGUCACUGAGCAGGACUUCAUCCCAGCCAUGUUAACCACCUGUGAUGUCCUGUCAAUCAUAUGAUAACACUCAUGGGUAAUUAUGAAGUGUACACAUACUGUAUGUACACUCUUAUUUCCUGCUCAGUUGAAAUGUUUACUGUACUUUGAUACUGGAAGGUCUGACAUGUUUUUUAGCAGGAUUUGGAUUUUAUGCAAACUGUUUUCAUUUAAAUUAAAAGCAAUACAUGGAAUAAAAAA